GGACACAAGUAACCAUUUUUUUCUUUAUAUGAAUAAGUUUUUUCUUGAAGGCAGCUUUUACCAAGCAAAAAGUGAAAGAAAAAAACCGCGAAAGUUGAAUUUUACGAAUUCAUAAAAGAAAACUGAAAACAAGAAGAUGACGAUCGAUUGUUUAGUUUUGGGUGCAGGACAAGAGGUAGGAAAAAGCUGUGUAGUGGUAACUAUAAAUGGCAAGAGGAUAAUGUUUGACUGUGGGAUGCAUAUGGGACACAGCGAUCAUCAGAGAUACCCGGAUUUCUCUCUUAUAUCUGAGUCUGGUGACUUUGACAAUGCUCUUUCAUGCAUCAUCAUCACACAUUUCCACCUAGACCAUAUCGGAGCUCUUCCAUAUUUUACUGAAGUUUGUGGAUACAAUGGCCCCAUAUACAUGACGUAUCCAACAAAAGCUUUAGCUCCAUUGAUGCUGGAAGAUUAUCGCAGAGUGUUGGUUGAUAGAAGGGGAGAGAAAGAGCAAUUUAGUUCUGAGAAUAUCGCAGAUUGCAUGAAAAAAGUUACUGCAGUGGACUUGAAGCAGACUAUGCUGGUUGAUCGAGACCUUCAAAUUCGAGCAUACUAUGCUGGACAUGUUCUUGGUGCUGCAAUGUUUUAUGCUAAAGUGGGCGAUGCUGCUAUGGUAUACACUGGAGAUUAUAAUAUGACGGCUGAUAGACAUCUUGGAGCUGCUCAAAUUGACCGGCUGCAGCUGGACCUUGUCAUAACAGAGUCAACUUAUGCUACCACCAUCCGCGAUUCCAAAUAUGUUCGGGAGAGGGAGUUUCUUGAAGCAAUUCACAAAUGUGUUGAUAGCGGAGGAAAGGUGCUCAUCCCUGCAUUUGCUCUUGGAAGAGCUCAGGAACUCUGUAUGUUAUUGGAUGACUAUUGGGAGCGGAUGAAUCUUAAAGUUCCUAUUUAUUUUUCCGCAGGUUUGACCAUACAAGCUAAUAUGUACUAUAAAGUUCUCAUAAACUGGGCCAGCCAAAAGGUGAAAAAUCUUUCCGCAACACGCAAUGCAUUUGACUUCAAAAAUGUCCACAGUUUUGAACGUUCCAUGAUAAAUGCUCCUGGACCUUGUGUUUUGUUUGCUACUCCCGGCAUGUUAAGUGGUGGAUUUUCACUUGAAGUUUUCAAGCAAUGGGCUCCGUGCGAACAGAACCUGAUAGUUCUACCAGGAUAUUGUUUGGCUGAGACAGUAGGGCACAAGUUGAUGAGAGCUAAACCUCCUGCCAGAAUAGAUGUUGAUAAAAGCACCCAGAUUGAUGUGCGCUGCCAGAUUCAUCAGCUGUCUUUUAGUCCACAUACUGAUUCCAAGGGAAUCAUGGAUCUGAUCAGAUUUCUGUCACCCAAAAAUGUAAUACUUGUACAUGGGGAAAAGCCCAAGAUGGCAUCGCUCAAAGAGAGAAUUGAAUCAGAUCUUAGGAUCCCAUGCUACUAUCCUGCAAAUAACGAGUCUCAGCGCAUUGAAACAACUCAUUAUAUUAAAGCUGAGGCAUCCAAAUCAUUUCUCCAAAGUUCUUUGAGCCCAAAUUUCAAGUUUCUAAAAACAAUUUCAAGAGCAGACACUGGUUUCGUUCUUAAUGAGAGAGCUGAGUCUUGUGUACAAGUAUGUGAUGACAGAGUAGCUGAAGGUGCAGUCAUCAUGCAGAAAGACCAGCACCCAAAAAUUGUACACCAGAAUGAGUUAAUGGACAUCUUAGAAGCAGAAAAUCAUAAAGUUCAGGUUGCUUACUGUUGUCCAGUGUGUGUCCCUGAUGAACCUAAAAACGUAGCUUUGUCGCCAGGAGAAGAUAUGCAUCCUGUGCUUGAUAAAUGCUCCUUGCUGCAUUUAUUAUACACAAAACUUUCAAAUGGUUUUCAAGAUGUAACCAUUCUGAAUGAUGGAGACCGUCUCCAGAUACAGUCAUUCACUGUCUCUCCCUGUCUGAAGGAGAAGUGUCCUCAUAGAAUACAUGUUAAUCCUGAUAGCACAUCUGAAGCAGUAAACUUUUGCUGCACGUGGUCAAUGGAAGAUGAGAAACUUGCUUGGAGGGUCAUCUCAAGCAUGAAGAAUUUGGAGUUGAAGACUCGUUACAAAGCUGCUACAAAAUUGUCAGUAGCCAGACACAGCUCCCCACCCCCACCCCCCACCCCCACCCCCACAGUGACACCAAAUUCAUCAAAAGUUUCAGCAAAAGCUCAAAAACGUCAGCUAAAUCAACGCUUAUCGAUGAGUUUUAUCCAUAUUUUGAACCUUCAAGAAAAAAUGGCAACUGAGCCACCAAAUUUGAUUUCCUCUGACCCCACAACUCCACUUCUACACCGGCGACUCGAAAACGGCGGCAGAGGGGGUCGUCAGUCAUCACUUGCGGUACUUCUUGGUCGGGUCACCGGAAGGCGCGGUGGCGGAGGAGGUGGCGCGUCGUUGUUGGUGAGGGAGACGGCGGCGCGUGAGCUGGAUGAGCGAAGAGCUGAUUGGGGUUAUUCGAAGCCGGUGGUGGCGUUGGAUAUGAUGUGGAAUUUGGGGUUUGUGAUUGUGUCUUUUGUGAUUUUGUCAUGUGCGGUGGAUGAGUCGCCGAAUGUUCCGAUUAGGCUUUGGAUUUGUGGGUAUGCUUUGCAGUGUGUGGUGCAUGUGGUGCUUGUGUGGUUGGAAUAUAGGAGGAGGAGUUUGCAAGGAGGAACUGAUGUAGAGGGAAAUGAUGGUGAGGGUGGUGAAGAGAGGAACGGGGUUUUGGGUAUUGGUAAUCAGUCAAGUUUUGCUAAACGAUGUGAAUAUAUGAAUACAAUGGGGUCACUUCUUUGGUGGAUAAUUGGCUUUUACUGGAUAGUCUCUGGUGGUGAAAUUCUUUUACAGAAUGCUCCACAUUUAUACUGGUUGGCAGUUGUAUUUCUGGCAUUCGAUGUAUUCUUUGCCAUCUUUUGUGUUGCUUUGGCAUGUCUGAUAGGAGUUGCUCUCUGUUGCUGCUUGCCUUGCAUAAUUGCAGUACUCUAUGCAGUGGGUCAGGAAGGUGCGUCCGAGGAAGAUCUCAGAGUUCUCCCCAAGUAUAGAUUCCAUAUUUGCAAGAAUGAGGAGAAACCAAGGGUAGGUGCUGGUAGGAUGGUACCAAUUGAGACAAGCAGCGGAUACCUGGCCACUGAGCGUAUUCUUUUACCUGAAGAUGCAGAAUGUUGCAUAUGUCUUACCUCGUACGAGGAUGGGGCAGAACUCCAUGCUCUCCCCUGUAAUCAUCAUUUUCACUCCACCUGCAUCGUGAAAUGGCUUAAAAUGAACGCUACAUGUCCACUAUGCAAGUACAACAUCCUGAAGGGAAAUGAUCAGGUUUAAAGCAGGGAGAAUGAAAAACAUUGUACAUUGUUUCGGGUUAUUAAAGCCACUUAUGGAAGCUUGAAACACUACUUGCUAAAUCCAUAUCAGAACAGAAAUCUGCUUUCCAACUAGUCAAGCUUCCUCUCAUGUUCGCUUAGCAUAUUGAGAUCUUCUCUGUAGUGAAUCGUCUUCUGUGAUUAAAAAAAAUGUAGCACCCCGCGAAGAAUUAAAAACGAAGAAGAGUUGGUCCUUCCCCCCAGCUCAUGUAAAUUAUCUUUGGUUCCAUUUGUUUCCAAUAGGUAUACAGGAUCCAACUCUUGUAAGUAUAUGCUAUUUUCUUGUGUGUGGUUUAUGUCCAGUUUUACUGUGCUCUUUUCUCUAAGAAAACAGAAAAGUGGGUGAUAAUUUGAUAUCUAAGUUUUACUCAAUUUGUUAAUUAUGAGCUUUGCAA
Molecule: messenger RNA, 3749 nt
Organism: Solanum lycopersicum (tomato)
Lineage: Eukaryota; Viridiplantae; Streptophyta; Magnoliopsida; Solanales; Solanaceae
Source: RefSeq, a predicted model, not a curated record